Messenger RNA from Tachysurus fulvidraco (yellow catfish), 2468 nucleotides. RefSeq names its product tubulin tyrosine ligase-like family, member 9 (gene ttll9). The record is from RefSeq and is a predicted model, not a curated record. The transcript has 14 exons. Gene Ontology annotation, cellular component: cilium. Gene Ontology annotation, biological process: microtubule cytoskeleton organization; protein polyglutamylation. The coding region runs from base 139 to 1485 and encodes 448 amino acids. Lineage: Eukaryota; Metazoa; Chordata; Actinopteri; Siluriformes; Bagridae. Gene Ontology annotation, molecular function: tubulin-glutamic acid ligase activity; tubulin binding.
UCGCCCCGCCCCAUUUGCCACGGUCUGUGGUGGCUAUGACAACGAAAAGGACACUAAUAAUCGAGGAACAUAAAGAAUUGUUGUAGAAGAUCCAUAAAGCCACAAACUUGAAACAAAAAUGUCGAAAAACAAGAGGUCAUGCUUGCCUGUCUUCAAAACUUGAGAGCCCUGCAAACUUCUCAUUCCCUGCAGGCAGCAGGAAACAAGGGUGCUCACGGUUACCAGAAGAAAAGAGAUGGGGAAGGGAGGACUUGUGUGCGCUUCAGAUGUGGCCUGACAAACACAAUCCUGGAUGUUCUUCGCCAGAGACCAGGCUGGGUCGAAGUCAAGGAGGAUGCAGAAUGGGACUUCAACUGGUGUGAUGUAGGGUGGCUCAGAGAGAACUUUGACCAUUCUUACAUGGAGGAGCAUGUUAGAAUUUGUCAUUUUCGAAACCACUAUGAGUUGACACGCAAGAACCUGAUGGUGAAGAAUUUAAAGCGCUAUAAAAAAAUGCUUGAACGUGAAGCUGGCCGUCUGGAGGCAGCUAAAUGUGACUUCUUUCCGUGUACCUUUGAACUACCCAGUGAAUACCAUUUGUUUGUUGAGGAGUUUAAGAGAAGUCCAGGUAACGUCUGGAUUAUGAAGCCUGCGGCCCGAUCACAGGGGAAGGGAAUCUUUCUUUUUCGAAAACUAAAGGAUAUUAUAGAAUGGAAAAAGGACCGAAUCCGUACUGAGGAACAAAAAGAUGAAGCUCAGGUUGAGAGCCACGUUGCCCAACGUUACAUUGAGAACCCAUAUCUCAUAAAUGGCAGGAAAUUUGAUCUAAGAGUCUACGUUCUUGUAACUUCAUAUCUCCCACUCAAAGCUUGGCUGUAUAGAGAUGGAUUUGCCAGAUUCUCCAACACCAGGUUCUCCCUUAGCAGUAUUGGUGAUCAGUAUGUCCAUCUUACUAACGUGGCAGUACAAAAAACGGCUCCAGACUAUGAUCCUGAGAAGGGUUGCAAAUGGCAGAUGCAACAGUUGCGAAGAUACAUGACUGCAAAACAUGGCAGAGAGGCAGUGGAGGCUCUUUUCAAAGAUAUUGACAACAUCUUUAUCCGCAGCAUACAGAGUGUGCAGAAGGUCAUCAUUAAUGACAAACAUUGUUUUGAGUUGUAUGGAUAUGACAUUCUGCUGGACCAGGAUCUUAAGCCGUGGCUGUUAGAGGUGAACGCUUCCCCUUCUCUCACUGCCAGCAGUCAAGAGGAUUAUGAGUUAAAGUAUAGACUGCUAGAAGACACUUUGCAUAUUGUAGACAUGGAAGGCUGUCUCACUGGUAGGGAAAAGCAGGUUGGUGGAUUUGACCUCAUGUGGAAUGAUGGACCAGUCUACAGAGAAGAUGUUGGCUUGGAGGCUCUGGGGAGCACCUACCAAAUAGCUAAUACACAUCUUGGCUGUGUGAAUGAUCGGAAGAAACAGCUGCAACAGCUCUUGAAGCCACUUCCAGGACAGAAAAGAAUAUGAAUGCAAAAUAUUGCACUGUAGUGUUGUUCUAUCACAAGUCGUUGCUUUUGUUCUGGGAGAAACAAGAUCGAUGGCCACGGGUAUAGCGGCUUGCUAUCAGAAAAUCUUGUGCAAUUCCUGUAACAAGCGAUGCGAACAAACGCAUUUAGUGUUGCAGGCCAUGUUGUAGAGAAACAGCGGAAUCGCCUGCAAAUGAAUGAAUCCUGGCAAAGCUGAUGUUAUUCUGUUUUUGCCAAAUAAGAUAAGUACACUAACAUAGUUGGCGUUUAGGCUAAAUUGAAACCAUUUUUGUAGUAGGACUAUACAGUGCCUUACAAACGUAUUCAUACCCACUAAACUUUUCAAAAUUGUUCACAUGUAACAACCACAAAGAAAAGUGUAUUUUAUUGGGAUUUUAUGAAAUAGUCCGAAAGAAAGUGGCACAUAAUUGUGAAAUGGAAUGAAAAUUAUAAAUGGUGUCCAAAUUUUUUUUUACAAAUAAAUAUCUGAAAAGUGUGGUGUGCAUUUGUAUUCAGCCCCCAGUGGAUGAACAGUACUGUACAUACCAUAGAAAUAUGAGGCAAAAUGAUUGAUUUAACAUGAAUUCCUUAUGCAUUAAACUUUUUUUUUCCAUGAUCCUUUCAUGUACGAUAUGGUCUUAAAUGUAUUAGCAAAUGUGAAAUGUAUUUAUUCAAUUAUUUAUUAAUUUUCUUGAGACUUGACUGGACUAUCUCUGUUUAGAUUAGAUUGUACUUCUCUGUUAGAUAAAAUCUGAGGUGUGACUGAUCUUUUAUUAUAUAUAGUAUACCUUUUAACAGUAUUUGAUGCUGAGAGAAACAUGCCACUUUCAUAAAAAACUAUUACUCUACUUAUCAACAUUGGAUUAUUCAUUCAUUCAUUUUCAUUUACUACCGCUUAUCCGAUCUUCUCGGGUCACAGGGAGCCAGGCGUCAUCUGGCAUCGAGGCAGGAUACACCCUGGACGGAGUGCCAACCCAUCGCAGG